Molecule: messenger RNA, 1599 nt
Organism: Prorocentrum cordatum
Lineage: Eukaryota; Dinophyceae; Prorocentrales; Prorocentraceae
Source: the annotation of a GenBank genome assembly
AUGGACAGCCCGAGCAAUCGCGACGGCCGGAGGGUCUUGUACGGCUACACCGGCGACGGGGCCACGGCCGUCUUGACGACUCUUCAGGCCACCCUUUUGAUCCGCGACCUCUGGACCCGCCUAGAGCAUCUACCUGGCAUCGCGCUCGGCCACACGAUGCUCAUACAGGAUCCUGGAGCACUCGUGAUCGAGUACAGCGAGCCGGACGCCAUUGCGACGCUGCCCGACUUCUGGGACCAGCUGAUCCUCCUCACGUCCAGCAAAGGCGUGCUUAUCACAUCACUGUCGGCGACAGCGUGGGAGCGGCUCCUCACCGCGCAAGCGGAAGCACAGCAACAGGCCGCGACAAUGGGAGGGGAUUUUGGGGACUUGCCAGGCCCUGCGCGUUGCUCCAUCCACGUCCAGAUCAAGGGCGACACCGGCACUGACCCUUCCACCAUCACGGAGCACCUGAUCAAGAAGCUCGUGGAGUGCAUUGGGGUCGCUUGGUCUGCGGCGACGCUUGGGGAACUCACCCGAGCAGGACAGAUCGCACCAGUGGCUGGCCAUGUCGGGAGUGGAAGCGGCCACGCCUGCGCUCACGACUCGAUCGUCAAGAUGCUGAACGGCCUCUGUUUCGCGGGAGCCGCCGGCACUCGCCAGCUCGGCGUGACGCUUCAGCACGACUACGCCGAUCGCACUCUUGGGAGAGGCCGCGAGGUCUCCGCAUCGAUCGCCGCCGCAGCCACGCGAGAGACAUGCCGCCUAUUGCGCUGGCGACUUGCGGGACGCCGCUCCAACAUCUUCGACUUCUCAUACACUUCCACCUACCUCCUCAAUGCCCGUGCCGCACCCUACAACGUGCACUCCCGAGAUGAGGGCAUCUCAGACCGCGCCGACACGGAUGGCCAGCGCAGGCUUUUCUUUAGCCUGCUCUUCCUCUCCAGCCCCAACUUCGCAAUGCACGAUGCCCACUGCGACCGGCUCGCCUUCACCGCCAUCCGCAACAUCGCAGAUACGAACGGCAGGUUCGACGUUGGCACGCUCAGCGCGCUCUCCAGCUUUCUCUACGGCCGAUACCGGGAGUCCGUCGUGAGCGAGUUCAACGCGCUCCUCGCCUCGCAGAUGACCGAGCAGCGCCGCUUCUUCGAGGAGAGGCAGCGGGACAUUCAGCACGCCCACGACAAGCGCGUGGAGGAGCUGCGAGAGCGGGGGCGCGACGUGCGGGCGGCGCUGGAGGCCAGCCGCAUGCGCCUGGAGGACGCCGAGGGGCGGAACGCGAGCCUGGAGGGCCAGAUCGCCGGGGACGCCGCCGCCGAGGAGGUGGCGCGGCGCCAGGUCAGGGCGCUGGAGGCGCUCAACCGGAAGUUCUCGGGCGAGCAGCGACGUUUCGAGGACGAGUUGGCCGGGAAGGAGCGAAGAAAGAAGGCCGAGCAGCAGCGCCGCGGCCAGGAGGUGGAGGAGCUGCAGGGCGAGAUCAGGGAGCUGGAGCUCUUCCUCCAGAUGCGCCGGCGGUGCCAGGCCUCCGGCGACGCGGCGGACCUCCAGGCAUCCAACAUGGUGGUGCUGGAGGGCGAACCCGCGCGGGGCCGCGGCGGCCGCCGCGGGCGACGGCGAUGA